Fonsecaea pedrosoi CBS 271.37 is the source of this 1959-nucleotide messenger RNA. RefSeq lists its product as uncharacterized. Gene Ontology annotation, biological process: transmembrane transport. The transcript is spliced from 7 exons. Gene Ontology annotation, molecular function: oxidoreductase activity; transmembrane transporter activity. Lineage: Eukaryota; Fungi; Ascomycota; Eurotiomycetes; Chaetothyriales; Herpotrichiellaceae. Bases 1 to 1959 code for a protein of 652 amino acids. The record is from RefSeq and is a predicted model, not a curated record.
AUGACACCCUCUCCAAGUGAAGGGCAAGCUCUUGUCUCUAAUUCAGGUCCAAGCUAUGGAAGUGUCAACUUCAGCAUCAAAGAUCAAGGUGUCCAUGAUGAGCAGCACUCAGAAGGUGGUGUAAGAGAGGGCAGUUCUCUCCAGAACUGGAAUGAUAACGAAAAUGCCGAAAAUCCUCGCAACUGGUCGCGUUUGUGGAAAUAUAGCAUCAUUGCGCUGGUGAGCUUUAUUGAGCUUUUCACGCACUUGACGUCCAUGUUGUAUGCUCCGGGUAUACCUGCUAUGCAGAGAGAUUUCAACAGCCACAACGACACACUUGCAACCUUCACUAUGACAAUUUACGUGCUUGGCUUCGCCGUUGGUCCCCUAGUGUUCGCUCCACUUUCGGAGGUCUAUGGUCGUGUUGUGAUCUACCGAUCCUGCCUGGCCUUGUUCAUAUGCUUUACCGUGGUCUGUGCGCUAUCUUCAAGCAUCGGCAUGCUAGUGGCCUUCCGCUUCAUUGCAGGAUGUUUCGGUGCCGCCCCUGUCGCCAUAGGCGGUGCGAUGGUGUACGAUCUGUUCGAAGUCAAGGAGAGGGGCCUAGCCAUGGCCAUCUACCACUCAGGUCCUAUAUUCGGAAAUCUUCUUGGACCACCCUUGGGUGGAUUCAUCAUUCAGCACCAAAGUUGGCGAUGGGUUUUUUGGAUUAUCACAAUAUUUGCUGGCUUUGCUUUGCUAUCCUCCUUCUUCAUUCUAAGAGAGACUCAUGCACCGACCAUUUUAUGCCGACGAAAAGCCGAUGGCGGACCUCGUGACUUUACUCCAAAUCAUACAAAUCCAGACCUUGUUUUUCGGGCGAUCAAGAGACCGUUGAAGCUUCUGCUUUUCUCUCCGGUCAUCCUUGCUUGUUCACUUAUCAUAUCUAUUGUGGCAGGAACAAUGAACUUGAUCUUCGCUUCCCUGGGGCGUAUAUUUCAGGACGAGUACGGGUUUUCUACGAGCGCCUCCGGUCUCAUGUAUCUAGGAGUCACGACUGGAUUUUUGUUUGCGGCGUUCGUUUUCGGCAGGACGAGUGAUCGUAUCUCUCAGUUCUUGAUGAAGCGGAAUGACGGAAAACGGCAAGCUGAAUAUCGACUGCCUGCUAUGAUGGUUGGAUUGCCGCUGGUGGUCAUCGGUUUAUUCUGGUAUGGCUGGAGCGCACGGUACCAUGCAUUCUGGCUUGCUCCCAUGCUGGGUCUAUACUUCUUUGGUAUGGGCGUCACGACCAUUCAGCUCUCGUUGCAGACAUAUCUGGUCGACUCUUUCACCGAGUUCUCAGCCUCCGCUCUGGCGGCAACAACCAUGACAAGGUGUAUUGGAGGAUCUCUCCUUCCGCUCCUUGGCCCAGUCCUUUACCAGAUACUAGGUCUCGGUUGGGGAAACAACACUACACUCCCGGCGGACCUUCCCGUCCCCAAGGACGACGGUGCAUAUGACCAUCUCAGCGACCUUGCUAUCCCUACCAGCCUCAGCCUUCCCAUUGCACGCGAUCCAACGCAAAGGGUUAAUCUCGCCGGCUUGAAAGGCUUGACCGUUGUAUUUUGCUAUCCCAGGACAGGCGCACCCAACGAGACCGUUCCCGACUCGUGGAAUUCCAUCCCAGGCGCGAGAGGAUGCACGCCGCAAGCCUGCUCUUUCCGGGACAGUCUGCCUGAACUGCGUGCGCUAGGGGUUUCCCACAUUUAUGGCAUCUCCACCCAAUCGCCCGCCUACCAAGCGGAGGUGCAUGAGCGGCUGCAUCUUCCUUAUGAUCUUUUGAGUGACGAGGAAUUGGAAUUCCAGAGAGGCUUGGAUCUGCCGACAUUCGACUGGGAAGGGCAGAAGGUCCUCAGACGCUCGAUGAUUGCGUUGCAGGAUGGCAAGGUGGUUAAAUGGUGGUAUCCUGUGUUUCCACCCGAUCGGGGCGUGGAUGAUCUGAUUGAGUGGUUGAAAGGACGAUAG